This is a messenger RNA of Arachis duranensis, 975 nucleotides long. RefSeq lists its product as uncharacterized. The record is from RefSeq and is a predicted model, not a curated record. The transcript has 4 exons. The coding region runs from base 1 to 975 and encodes 324 amino acids. NCBI's taxonomy places the organism in Eukaryota, Viridiplantae, Streptophyta, Magnoliopsida, Fabales, Fabaceae.
AUGCCAAAGCAAAAGAGGUACAAGAAUCUACUUAAAGCAGCAGCCGCAGCUGCAAAUUCUUCACAAGACAAGUCCACAGUAGCUGCAAAUACAUCACAAGUCAAGUCCGCAGCAGCUGCAAAUUCCUCCCGGAACAAGUCAGCAGCUUCAAAUUCCUCCCGGGAUAAGUCAGCAGCUGCAAGUUCCUCUCGGGACAAGUCGGCAGCAGCUGCAAGUUCCUUUCGGGACAAGUCGGCAGCUUCAAGUUCCUCUCGGGACAAGUCGGCAGCAGCUGCAAGUUCCUCCCGGGACAAGUCGGCAGCUUCAAAUUCUUCUGAGCCAUCAUCAGUUGCUGCAACUAUAUUUGAGCAUCCAUCCGAACCUAAACGUAAACGUGGACGUGAAUCUAAACAUUAUUGGACUGUUGAUGCCAUAGAUGAACACAGAGAUAGUACACGUCUUCAUUUAUUAGUGAAGGAUGUGCAUAAUUUGCCAGAAGGUUUGCGCAUAGUUGUCAAUUUUGAUAAAGAUUAUGCAGCAAUAGGAGAAGCAGCUGGACUCCUUGCAGGAGUUUGUGGGCAAUUGGCCACUGAUUGUGUUGCAUUUCCAAUUAGCUUUGACAAGUGGUUAGACAUUCCAACAAGCUUUUUUGAAAAUCAAUGGAAUAUUUUUUUCCUAGCUCGAUUUUGCUUCAAAGUGAGUGAUAACUUGGCCAAACGAUUUUUGCUCCAAUCGCUUGGCAAAAAAUGGAGGGAACAUAGGAUAAAGCUUUGGAAUGAUUUUUAUGAUCCGAGGUUGAGUAAAACCGAGAUCAUAAAUAAUGCACCAGAAGAUAUUGCUCCUGAUCAAUGGGCUUUAUUCGUAGAAUAUCGUUUGAAGCCUGAAACUCAGUCAAUGUUGUUGAAGAGUGAUUUUGAUUUCUGGGUGUCUCUAGAGUUGCCAGAUGUUCUGAUCUUUAUUUUUACAAUUGAACUAUUGGCUGCGGGACAGUCUUAA